AUGGACCUUGACCUGCACAAUAAGGAUGAAGAGGAGGGAAAACCUUUGGAACAUGACAAAAUUGAUAGUAGCUCCAGGGAAAGAAGGUCAACUAGGCUUCGUGAUAAGACAAGAAAAGAGGAAAACAAGAAAUCUGAUAGCAGGGCCAAUGUUAAAAAAUUGGAGGAAAUUUAUGAUUUCGAGGAGGAUGAUAAUUCCACUGACAAACCUGAGGAUGAGGAUUUUCAAGAGGAGGGGGAUAAUUCUGAAGAGAAUUUCAAAGAGAAAGAAGGGGAUGACAUUAGCGAGAAUGAGGAGCAUUUGGAUACUCCAGAACAAAGCCCUAGAAGGCCCCUAAUUUUUCAGGAAAUGAGGAGAUGGUCCCUUAUUCCCAAGACUCCCCUAUUAAAAAAGAUAACAACAAUAUGUUGA
Molecule: messenger RNA, 411 nt
Organism: Cryptomeria japonica (Japanese cedar)
Lineage: Eukaryota; Viridiplantae; Streptophyta; Pinopsida; Cupressales; Cupressaceae
Exons: 1
Coding region: 1-411 (136 amino acids)
Source: RefSeq, a predicted model, not a curated record